Molecule: messenger RNA, 2618 nt
Organism: Chaetomium fimeti
Lineage: Eukaryota; Fungi; Ascomycota; Sordariomycetes; Sordariales; Chaetomiaceae
Product: magnesium transporter NIPA-domain-containing protein
Exons: 2
Coding region: 109-2475 (788 amino acids)
Biological process (GO): magnesium ion transport
Cellular component (GO): membrane
Molecular function (GO): magnesium ion transmembrane transporter activity
Source: RefSeq, a predicted model, not a curated record
AUCUUAGGAUAUAUCCCCGGAAUCGAUUACCCCUCCCUCCCCUAGGGCACCACUCGAUAACGUCGGCUGAGUGACGACCCAGUCGUCCUUCGGCUUCCUGGCGCCGCCAUGGAGAACGCCGCGCUAGCCAUGAUCCACCAUGGAAACGACUUGCUUAACCGCGCCGGCGCCGCUGAACCCGCUCCAGAAAGACCGCCUGUGUACAAGGCGAUCGGUAUAGGGCUGGCCGUCGGGUCGGGUGCCUUCAUCGGGACAUCGUUCGUGCUCAAGAAAGUCGGGCUACUGAGGGCGAACGAGAAAUACAACGAGGUGGCCGGCGAAGGUUACGGAUACCUCAAGAACUUCUACUGGUGGGCCGGUAUGAUACUCAUGAUCGUGGGGGAGGGCCUCAACUUUGCCGCCUAUGCCUUCACAGACGCCAUCCUGGUUACCCCGCUGGGGGCCCUCUCUGUCGUCAUCACCACGGUUCUAUCAGCGAUAUUCCUCAAGGAACGCCUCAGCAUGGUUGGAAAAGUCGCAUGUUUUCUGUGUAUCGUCGGCUCUGUGGUCAUCGUUAUGAAUGCGCCCCAUACCUCCUCGGUCAACAAUAUCCAGGAGAUGCAGGGGUUCGUCAUCCACCCGGCCUUUCUGACAUACGCCGGCGUUGUCAUUGUGGGCUCGGCUGCCGUGGCAAUUUGGCUAGGGCCAAAGUACGGAAACAAGAAUAUGUUGGUUUACAUUUCCAUCUGCAGCUGGGUUGGCGGUUUGAGCGUCGUUGCGACCCAGGGGUUAGGCGCCGCCAUCAUCGCGCAGGCCGGGGGGACGCCGCAGUUUAACCAGUGGUUCCUCUACGUACUGCUGGUUUUUGUCAUUGGGACAUUGUUGACCGAGAUCAUCUACCUGAAUAAAGCGCUUAACCUGUUCAAUGCUGCGCUGGUCACGCCUACGUAUUACGUUUACUUCACCAGCACGACCAUCGUUAGUUCGGCGAUCCUGUUCCGUGGCUUCAAGGGGACACCUACGUCGAUCAUCACCGUGGUCAACGGGUUUUUGACCAUCUGCGCUGGCGUCGUCCUUCUCCAACUGUCCAAGUCUGCUAAAGACGUCCCGGAUGCUGCCGUUUUUACCGGGGAUCUGGACCAAAUACACACAAUCGCCGAGCAGGCUCAGCCCGAGACGGAGCCCAAGGCGGACGCCAUCAGAGGAACGGCCGCUAUUGUGCGGAGACUGUCUUCUGCCCGACAGAAAAUGGAGCUUGACGAACUGAAGCGGAUGCGCGAAGAGAAGCUUCAGGAGAGCCUCGCACCAGUCAGUGAAGACGGGACUCCGCAAUACGAGUGGGAUGGCAUCAGGCGACGGAGGACCACAACAGUUAGCACCCACAGGUCCGGGACCCCGGCGACCACCCACCUUGCGCCCCCAAUGCCACACCCGCCGCUAGGGUGGUCGCAUUUCCCCACCGAGGACGAGCUCGCCGAAGCAAACAGGCCCGUCUCGCCCGGCCUCUCCAGCAUCGUCGGCACUAUACGCUCCAGAGCCCGCAGUGCCCUCCUGCCAGGCCACCCCGAUUUCCACGACAAAACCCCUGACGCCCCCAAGGUGCAAUCCCCGAUGCACCCCGUCCAACUCACCUCUAUCGCCGUCGCCGGCUCAAAGCCCGCCUCCACCGACGACUUCUCAGCCUCGGCCCGCCACGUGCAGUUCGGUCAUCCCACCCGCCAAACCUCCGACGCCAGCGGCGAUUCGUUCAUCUCCGCACUCCCCCCAACACCACCACCCCAUGCGACCGCCCGCCGCCAGUUCUCGUUCCAAAGCAUGUUCAAACGCAGCCAGCAGUCCCACAGCAGAACCGGUAGCACCGACACUUCCGGCCACCACCACCACUCACGCCGCCCAAGCUCUACCCGCCCCACCUCCUCCCGUCAGGGCCCCCCGUCGCGGCAAAGGCGCGGCGCCACCGAGGAGGAGACGCUCGGUUUGGUAAAAGGCGACUCGAACUCGACCCAGGCGGACCCUAGCGCGCGCUCGGCGCCCGCGCUGCCCCCUCCCGAGGAGGAUAGCGACGACGAGGACGACGAUGACAGCUGGGAGGCCAAGGGGUUGACGAAGGAGGAAGCGUAUCGCGACGACGCCGACGGCAGGGAUAACAGGAGGAGCCCGGAGCUGUACGGCCACAGCAUCACGCGCGGGUAUGCCGCCGCGCCGGGGUCGAGUCCGCCGAGGGGGAGCCCGCCGCGAUCGUGGCGGAGGGAGGAUGAUGGGGUUCUUGAUGAUGGGGAGAAGACGGGUGGCGGGCUGGGGAGUGGGGAGGCGGAGCGGGAUAGGGAUUAUGAUGCCGGGGUGGGGGAGUAUGAGGAGAUGAGGAGGCGGUUUGCGGAACAGAGGCGCGGGAGUGGUGACCAUCAGGACGGAUAUGGGGAUGAGGGGCCGGAUGAGCCACCGCCGCCUCCGCCGCAUGGGGGGACGUAUCGCGGGAGGUCGGGAGGGUUUAUUUAGAGCGGGGGUUGUUUGGUUUGUUGGAUACGUGUUUUGUGAAGAGGUGUGGGAUGAGUUAUGAUGGUAUGAGGUAUGAUGUUCUCUUUCCUUUUUUGGGUUAUCCAUUCAGGAUUUUGUUUUUGGGUGUUCUUGCGUGGUUGUGG